This is a messenger RNA of Suillus discolor, 234 nucleotides long. RefSeq lists its product as uncharacterized. The annotation marks the transcript as partial. The record is from RefSeq and is a predicted model, not a curated record. The transcript has a single exon. Lineage: Eukaryota; Fungi; Basidiomycota; Agaricomycetes; Boletales; Suillaceae.
UUGAAAGCCAAGGCCAGAUGGCAAAGGUGGGAGGAGGAACUGAGUUUAGUCCAACAUGAGAUGGGUUGGACAGUGAGCUGGUUUAGAUAUAAGGAGGAAGAGUGGCACAGAAGAUACAAAAAAUCUGUCAAGCCUGGGCAUCAAGCAUAUGCUCAUCAACAGAUGUGCUUGUGGGGAAAAUUUGGAUCCGAGGCUGAAAAUUCAUUCAAGGAGAAAAUGAUAGUAGUUACAUGA